Messenger RNA from Ricinus communis (castor bean), 1960 nucleotides. RefSeq lists its product as uncharacterized. Gene Ontology annotation, cellular component: cytoplasm. The record is from RefSeq and is a predicted model, not a curated record. The transcript has 2 exons. Lineage: Eukaryota; Viridiplantae; Streptophyta; Magnoliopsida; Malpighiales; Euphorbiaceae. Gene Ontology annotation, biological process: protein ubiquitination. Gene Ontology annotation, molecular function: ubiquitin protein ligase activity.
CAUAAGAAAUGAAAUGAAAAACUCAAAAUCCACACAAUUCUCAACUUCAAAAUUUCAUCCAAAAGAAAAAGCUCUCUCUUUUUCCGGAAAAAAAUAAAGAAUAAAAGCGAAAAUGGCAAAUAUUUCAUUCCUUCACCGCCACCGCCACCUCUACCACGAUCCCGACGACGACUCCUCUCUGCACCUCCACCACCACCGACGUCGCAACCCCCACCGUAGCCUAACAACCGAACCAUACUUUCCUCUCUUUUCCUCAUCUUCUUCUUCUUCUUCUUCCGCACUGCACGACCCACUUUCCCAGGAAAAUACUUUCAACAUAAUUCCCGAAGACGGUGAUGUUUCAGAUCCGGAGUCAGUAAUUUUGGGUGGGGCCGAUCUUCUAGACCGCGAAAAUCAAGUAACUUUCGUUAUGGAUCUUUUUCAACAGCGAGUCGAACAGUCUCAGGUAAUGGGUUCCACUUCCCAUUUGGUAUCUGAUUCAAUUAAUGACUCUGAUUUCGGUGUUUGUGAAUUAGGAAUGGAUCAUUUAGACUUCGAUUUAGGAUUAGGGUUUGGUUUAGAGAAUUAUGAGUUUCAAAAUAUAAACAGCCACAAUAAUGGUAAUAAUAGUAUUAUCAUUAAUGAUAACAAUGAUGAAGAUGAUUUCUUCAUUGAAAGAAGGCUUUCUGGGUUACAAUCUUGUGAGGCUGAGUCUACUGUAAGCUUUCAUUCAAAUGCUAUUCGGGUUGUUGGGUUUGGGUCUGAUUCCGAUUCCGAGGAUAAUGAAAAUACUUUAGCUAUUGAAUUGAAUUCAGGGGAUGAAUUAGAUGAUGUGAAUUUAGGAAAUAAUUGUAAUAGUUUUGAUGAUUAUGUUGAUGAUGAGGAGGAAGAUGCCAGCGUUACAAUUCCUCUUUGCUGGGAUUCACUUCAAUUGGAGGAUCAUAGGGAAAAUAAUGAGGAUUUUGAGUGGGAGGAAGUUGAUGGUCGUGUUGAUGAACGGGAAGUUCUAAGUAUGUUUGUUGAUGAUGAGGAGGCUGCCUCUGUCUCUUUAUCAAUUUAACCUGUAAUUGCACCUGAGGAUAUGGUUAAUGUAGAGAGGGUUGGAGGCUUCGGGAAUUUGGAAUGGGAAGUUUUAUUGAAUGCUAACAAUUUGGAUUCGCAUGCUGAUCAUGACCAUGAUGAUCGUAAUGCUGAGCCGUAUUUUGGGGAUCAUGAUGAUUAUAUUUACACUGCUGAGUAUGAGAUGUUGUUUGGUCAAUUUGCUGAAAAUGAGAAUUCAUUGAUUGUUCGUCCUCCGGCAGCUAAAUCUGUUGUUGAGAAGCUUCCGUCUGUGGUUUUGACAAAAGAGGACGUAGAGAGUAACAAUGCACUCUGUGCUGUUUGCAAGGAUGAGAUUAAUGUUGGGGAGAAAGCAAAGCAGUUACCAUGCACGCAUCGAUAUCAUGGGGACUGCAUUUUGCCAUGGCUGGGGAUUAGGAAUACUUGUCCCGUAUGUCGAUAUGAGUUGCCCACAGAUGAUGCUGAUUAUGAACGAAGGAAAGCAGCACAAAGAGCUGUUGCUGUUGGUCAUCACCUUUGAUGGAGCGGUGGCAUCACCAGUUGGCUAGUGGUAUUCUCACAGAAAAAAUGGCUGAAAACUUUAAACAAUAUGUCUAACACCAAAAAGUGCUGCUGUUGGUAAGACUGAGCUAGUAAGUUGAUUGGCUUCAACAUCCACCAGAACACUGAGCAUUGAGGCCAGAUAUUGUUGCUGGGAGGUGUUUUAGAUUAUGUUUUAUAACUUUGAACAUGUGAGCUUCCUUGUUUAGAUAGGCCUUUUUAAAGAAUUUGUUGGUUUACUACUUGCUAGUGCGCAAUAGAAGUUGUAUUUUGUUGGGGGGAAUCCCUUGUUGCACACUUGGUACAUUUAGGAGUAACAUCCAUGUUUCUUGCAAUUGAGGAAAUAUAUUUUGGCCUGGCAUCUUAGGUGGAUUAUCAUUUA